Molecule: messenger RNA, 3262 nt
Organism: Pleuronectes platessa (European plaice)
Lineage: Eukaryota; Metazoa; Chordata; Actinopteri; Pleuronectiformes; Pleuronectidae
Gene: garem2
Product: GRB2 associated, regulator of MAPK1-like
Exons: 7
Coding region: 199-2367 (722 amino acids)
Source: RefSeq, a predicted model, not a curated record
CUACAUUCAAACAUGGCGAAACUCUUUGACGUUACACGCCCUCGCUCAUCCUCAUCAUCCUCCUCCUCUUCUUUUUCUUCUUCCUCUUCACCUCCAUCAACCUCUUCCUCUUCUUCUUCUUCUUCUUCAUCCAAAUCUUCUUCUUCUUCACCGUCUUCGUCACCGCCUCUAUCUCCGGUACCGUGAUGCCCCGGGAGGAUGGAGAAGUUGUCGGCGAGCCUGUCGGAGAUCACCUGGAGCCCGUUGGCGCUGCCGCUGGACGCGGUGGUCAGUAAAUACCGGCUGCCCACCCUGGUCCGCCUGUCUCACGGUGAAUGUGUGGAGGGUCUGUCGGAGGAGGAUGUGGUGCUGUUACACUCCUGUCGUCAGUGGACCACAGUGACGGCCCACAGCUUAGAGGAGGGACACUACGUCAUUGGACCCAAGAUAGACAUCCCUCUGCAAUACCAGGGUAAGUUCAAGUUGUUGGAUGAAGACCGGGACGUCAGGGACCCGGUCCAGUAUUUUUCCAGCGUGGAGGAAGUUGCCGGCGUCUUCCCCGACCGGGUCUUUGUCAUGGAGACGAUCACCUUCAGUGUCAAGGUGGUCUCGGGGGAGUUCAGCGAGGACAGUGAGCCCUACAGCUUCACUCUGCAGGCUGGAGAUGAGCUGUCACUCAUGGGGAAGGCCGAGCUCCUCUGUGCCACACCCUCAAAGGAGAAGACGGGACUGAGCGCGCUCCUGAGACGCCUGGGAAAGACCCCUAGGAGUAAAACUCCCUGCCUGGUCUGUAUGAACCAUCGCACCAAUCAGAGCGUCAGCCUGCCCUUCGGCUGCCGUGGACGCUUCUGCACGCGCUCCCCUCUGGAGCAGGGCAUGCUGGGAGGGGAGCACACGGUACGCAGCAUCAUCGAGAGGGUUCGACUCCCCGUCAACGUGUCGGUGCCUUCGCGACCGCCACGGAACCCGUACGACCGGCACGCGGUGCGAGAGGGCCACCGCUACAAGCUGCUCAACAUCGUCAGCAAGACCGUGGUGCUCUGCAUGGUGCUGCGCCGACAGGAAGUGUCCCCCUCCCAUUUCCUGCUGCUGCGCUGCAUGCCCAGGUUCAACGUGGCCGAGGCCUCUGUCCACACGGCGGCGCUGGAGAGUCUUCUGCUGCGACACGCGUUCGACCCCGACGCCUACUCGCGUGCGGUGAGGGAAACUCGGCCCGAGCUGGAGUGUAUGACGGAGGAGUGUGUGUCCCCGCGCCGCUCACGCAUGUGCGUGUCGGGUCAGGACUCGAUGGCGCCGGCCCUGCAGCGCCUUUCAAUGUGCGGGUAUGGGGGCGGGGUUUCGGACAGCCUAUCACAGCGCUGCAGGGACUCGUUUGGAGAGAGAAUGGUGGAGGGACCAGGUGAGGAGAGGGAGUAUGUGACUCCUGAGUGGACUGAAGCCGAAAUGAGGACCAGUGAGGAGAUCCCUUACGAGGAACUCUGGACCAAUCAGAGCGCAGAGGGCUUGGGGAAGGAGCCAACCCUCAUCUCCUUCCAUUCGACUUCCUCAUUGGACGGCUCUCUUGGUACCGUGGUGACCAGGGUGUCCACGCCGCCGCCUGUACCUCCAAAAUCGGAUGCUGUGAGAGAGGAGUGCCGCUACUUGAUCGCCCCUCCGGUCCCCCCGCGCUGCUCUAAAGGGGGCUCCAUCUCCAGCCCGGUGCCCAGCCCCCCCGUCCCACCUCGAUUCCCCAAGAACUCCACCUCCCCGAGACCCAACCUCUCUUUCUACUCCUCUGGACUCCACGGCAGCUGCUCUCCCUCUCCAGACGCCUCCUUAUACUGUUACCCGUGCUCCUGGACCGAUUGUCCCGCCCCCAGCCCCGCCAGCCCUGAGCCCGCCGCCACCAUCUCUGCAGACAACACAGCCAAUCCUCAGCCAGCACAGGCCACCUGGGCGGAGCCGUGGGCGGAUUCCUUCACCUCCUCCGGGCCCCGCCUCAGGCCGCCACCUCCACAGAGUCGAUUCGCUCCCUUUGGGGCGUUGAACCCCUUCAACCGCCAGUCCCCGUGCCCCUCGCCUGAGCCUGCUCCCAAUCCCACAACAGAGGCCUCCAGAGGUGCAGAGGGUGGUGGGACAUCCGUAGUGGUCAUUGAGGGGCUGAACCUGUCCCCUGACACCUGGCGGCCUCCUGCUGACCUCUCUGCCCUGUCAUUGGAGGAGGUGUCGGCGUGUCUGCGGUUCAUCGGCCUAUCAGAGGCAGCGGUGGCCAUUUUCCAGAGGGAGCGAAUAGACGGCAGCCUCCUGGUGCAGCUGACUGAGGACAUCCUGUCACAUGACUUCCACCUGAGCCGACUCCAUGUCACCAAGAUCACACAGUUCAUACAGGGCUGGAGGCCCAAGAUUUAACACACAAACACACACACACACACUGACCUGAUAAUGUGCCUGUUGGCUGCUGAGCCGCCCUGAAUGUGCCUUCCACUGUGACCAGCUGGCUGCUGAGCCCAAUGACUGAAGCUGAGACUGAAGAAAACCACGCCACCCUGUGGUCAAACUGAGACACUUGACUGGCUCUCAUGCUGAGAGUCGCUGACAGACUGGACUGCAUAUUUCCAGUCUGAAUCACAGACUGGGAAACUAUAGUUUACUAACAAAUGACUACCACAGAGAGAUGCGUGAUGAAAAUGCCUCGAUUCCAGUUCUUAUGUGGAGCAAACAGUCCACCACAGAAUUCAUGUUCAUGCUCUGAGUCAUAAGAAAGAUUUAAAAUUAAGCUUUUAGCACAACUUAUAUUUGUCUAGCCUUCAUGCAGUGACAUUUGAGAAAGGAUCGACAGUUAUUAGCUGUUGUCUGACCUCGAUAUCCUGCCCAAAACUAUUUGAAUUCAUAUAAAUGAGAAAAAUGUCUCUUUACUUGACAAACAAAAUGGUCCAGUUUCUUCCAGAUCAGGGGACAGACGUGUUCUUCCAGGUGGAGGCCUGCUCUAUGAAUUCUACAUAUGCAGUUUGUCCAGAUGAAUGAGAGGUAUACGUGUGAACUAUACCUCUGCAGUGGUACUGAUGAUAAGGAUGCUUUACAACCAGGGACUGUAGCCUCAGCUGUUAUUAAGAGAUGGUCUGAGUUAGACAGAUAACUGUGAAAAAGCUGUUUUAUGUUGUAAAUGUUUUUAUUAGUUCUUGUGAUUCUCUUAUCGCCACCACACAUGCUGCUGUUCUGAUCCUCUUUAAAUUCCACGUUCCCCGAAAUUCCCAUUGGCUGCUCACUGAGGCCAACUUUCACACAACUGACCCCGCCCUCCCAC